UCUUGUUUCUUAUGAUGGUUAUUAAAUGGUAACAUUUUAAAAUAUUUUCUUAGAAAAUUUUCCAUCCAGUCCUUGACGCCUCCUCAGGAAUUUAUGAUUAGUUCUUCCACUAUAACAGCUGUCUUCUCUGGUGCAGAUGGAAUGCUGAGGAGAAUCAUUUUAAAAGAGGGAAUUUCGAUCGAUGCCAGAAUACAGUUUCUUUUGUAUGGAACGAGACCUAAAGGUAAAGACAGGAGUGGAGCGUAUCUGUUUUUGCCCGAUGCUGCAGCACAGAAUUUGAAAUACAGUUGUCCAAAAAUUAGAAUAUUGAAAGGUCCUCUUGUGUCCGAAGUGACAGUUUUUCUACCGGAAGUAGAACAUCGUAUUAGAGUUAAGAAUACUGCAGGAUUAGAUAGUGCCGGAUUGGAUAUCUAUAACAUUGUUGAUGUGACCCGUGAAGUAAAUAAAGAAUUAAUUAUGAGAUUUUAUACAAAUAUAACCAAUAAUAAUCAAGAGUUCUUCACAGAUUUAAAUGGAUUUCAAGUAAGACUUGUGCAUAUUUUUUGCCUAUUUUUAAUUAUUUUUUCAUUUAUGUUUGUUUAAUUUAAACAUUUUAUA
This is a messenger RNA of Centruroides sculpturatus (bark scorpion), 597 nucleotides long. RefSeq names its product alpha-mannosidase 2-like. Gene Ontology annotation, cellular component: Golgi membrane. The coding region runs from base 94 to 582 and encodes 162 amino acids. Lineage: Eukaryota; Metazoa; Arthropoda; Arachnida; Scorpiones; Buthidae. Gene Ontology annotation, molecular function: alpha-mannosidase activity; carbohydrate binding. The record is from RefSeq and is a predicted model, not a curated record. The transcript is spliced from 4 exons. Gene Ontology annotation, biological process: mannose metabolic process; protein deglycosylation; N-glycan processing.